This is a messenger RNA of Williopsis jadinii, 438 nucleotides long. It is a transcript of the gene BCD1, whose product is annotated as Bcd1p. The annotation marks the transcript as partial. NCBI's taxonomy places the organism in Eukaryota, Fungi, Ascomycota, Saccharomycetes, Phaffomycetales, Wickerhamomycetaceae. Gene Ontology annotation, biological process: box C/D snoRNP assembly; maturation of LSU-rRNA from tricistronic rRNA transcript (SSU-rRNA, 5.8S rRNA, LSU-rRNA); snoRNA localization. The transcript has a single exon. The record is from RefSeq and is a predicted model, not a curated record. Gene Ontology annotation, cellular component: nucleus; pre-snoRNP complex.
AUGGAGGAGGGCAAUUACUGCGAGAUCUGUCUUGAGAAUGAAGCAAAGUACCGGUGUCCGCAGUGUGGCAGGCGUACGUGCUCUGUAGCGUGUGUCAGAGCCCAUAAGGAGCAAUCGCAGUGCUCAGGAACAGUGGAUAACACGAGCUUCGUGAAGAGGUCGGAGUUCUUGGAGAACUCACACCUCAUACAGAGGGACUACAACUUCCUGACGAACCUGGACAGGGCUCUGAGUGUCAAGAGACAGGAUUCGAGGCAGAACAGGGCACUCAAGAGACAGAGAACCAACGGGAAUGCACAGGGAAAUCAUCAGCAGGUCCAGAUGAAGCGUGGUGUGCGAGUGAAGUAUCUACCAAAGGGCAUGCAAAGGUCGAACCAGAAUAAGUCGUCAUGGGACAAGAAGAAGGAGACCUAUGUCUGGACGGUGGAGUUUCAGCUG